Molecule: messenger RNA, 603 nt
Organism: Vespa mandarinia (Asian giant hornet)
Lineage: Eukaryota; Metazoa; Arthropoda; Insecta; Hymenoptera; Vespidae
Source: RefSeq, a predicted model, not a curated record
AUUCUGUGUGUUGCGAGAGAUGUAAAAUGACCCCUUGUUGUUGCAGAGCUUCUAGAAACGUGGAAGAUGACGAAAGGAAGGGAAGAUGUUAUGUCAGUCACAGAUGCGGUCGAAGUCCAGACAGGAACAUUCAACGAAGAACGAUGCCUUUUUCUCGUAUUUGCUGUUUCUGUGAAGCAUUACCUUGUAGAUGUAAAAAAGGAAAAAUAACUAUAAGGAGACCACGGGCAAAAUGUUAUUAUUGCAAAAGUUGUCCCUGCACCUGUAUCAGUGCAAGGGAAUUUAACAAAUCAAGGUCAUGCAAGUGUGGUGAUUCACCGUGCCGUGCAAAAGAGAAGGAAACUACGGUAUGUGGAAAGGCAUUCAAUGAUGCUCGGAAGAAAAAAGAAGAGAAGGUAUUUUGUAGUCGAGAGUAAAAUCUGCAUCUAUCCGUUGACUAAAAAUCUCUUGUAAAAAGAAAACAAGAAAUAUAUGUACAGAGAUAAGAAACUCAUUAAGUAUAAUACUAGCCUAGACAUUUUCAGAAUAACAAAAUGUUUUAUAGCUUUUCUCAUACGUCUACUUAAAUAUAAAUUCUUUUUUUUUCUUUUUCCAAAAAGUUAC